Molecule: messenger RNA, 1842 nt
Organism: Babesia bigemina
Lineage: Eukaryota; Apicomplexa; Aconoidasida; Piroplasmida; Babesiidae
Exons: 1
Coding region: 1-1842 (613 amino acids)
Source: RefSeq, a predicted model, not a curated record
AUGAAGGUGCACUGGGUCACUCGAUUAUUAAUAUAUAGUAUCAUCGCCACGUUCGUGGGCCCCUUCUACGACAACUGGAGCAGCACUGAGAAGUAUCUGUACCGGCAGGGUGCGUACAUCGAUGCAUGCGUGACAGCGCCGCCCGAGUCGGCGGUGCAGGACACGUGGUACUGCGAGGAGCAACGCCAGAAGCUGAGCUUGCUGCUGCCCAUCAGUCGGGUGGCCGAGUGCUUUCUGAGCGUCGUUAUCGGCAUUUUCAUGGACCACGUCGGCCCGCGGCUGACGGCGGUGGUCGGCGUGGUGCUGCGCGUCAUCGGCUGGACGUUGAUGGGCUUCGCGGUGAGCGCGAAGGGCGGGCUGAUUGCCGCGUUCUUCAUCACCGGGCUGUCCACCAACUUCAUCGUGUUCCCCGCGUUGACCAUCGGGAUGUACAACGAGCGCUUCCGAUAUGUAUCUGUGCUCGUCAUCGGCAUGUUGGGCGGCUUCGCGUCGAUGCUGAUGAAGCUGAAGCUGAUGAUGCUGGAGUACGAGUUGCUCACGCCGCAGCAGCUCAACUACCAGUAUACGAUAGUGUUCAUCAUACCGUCGCUGCUGCUGUGCAUCUUCUUCAUGCCCGGCAAGCUGGAAAGCGUCAACGCGCCAACGACGAAAGCACUCGCUCCGGAUGCACCCACAUCGGAUCUACCAACAACAGAAGCGCCCACUACGGAAGCGCCUGUGACGGAUGCGCCAACAUCGGAUGCACUCACGACAGAAGUGACUACGACGGAUGCGCCAACAUCGGAUGCACUCACGACAGAAGUGACUACGACGGAUGCGCCAACAUCGGAUGCACUCACGACAGAAGUGACUACGACGGAUGCGCCAACAUCGGAUGCACUCACGACAGAAGUGACUACGACGGAAGUGACUAUGACGGAAGCAAUCACGACAGAAGUGACUACGACGGAUGCGCCAAUGGCAGAAGUGCCCACUCCUGAAGCACCCACAUCGGAUGCACCCACAUCGGAUGCGCCAACGCCGAAGGUGAAAGACAUUGCCGAGACCACAACUGCAGUGGACGGCACGUCAAUCAAUAUGAUACUGGACGACCUGGUCCAGGGUGCUGAUGUGAAUAUCGACAUUGCCGAGUGCCACGCCGAGAAAACCCCGUCGGACGCGACUGCGGCGCCCCAGUGGACCGUGAAGGGGCUGCUGUACACGCUAACGCGCAAGGAGGUGAUCGCGUCGCUAUUGUACUUCGCGUUCAACUUCAGCAGCAUCACCUACGUGCAGCAGACGCUGACCCUGAUGCACAAGGAUAACCCGCAGCUGGUCACGCUGAGCGAGUACAUGAUCCAGCUGUCGGCGGUGCCAUGCCUGGUUUUCGCCGUGCUCUACAUGUACGUCGACCCCAUCUGGAUCCUGAUCGCCAUGAACUCCGUGGGGAUACUGAUGCACCUGCUCCUAACGAGCUCGAACUACUACGCCGGGGUGUUCCUCUGCAUCGCCAUCAUGAGCACGUACAGCAUCAUCAACACCCAGGUCUACAACUACCUGGACAGCGUGUUCGAUGCGACCUACAUGGGCUCCAUCGUCGGCGCGCUCAACACGAUGUGCGGGAUAUGGAUGCUCUCGCAGGCGCUGAUCGUGGAAUCACUGAUGAGCCAGAAGGCAAUCAUUGUAACGACGAGCAUCAUGGCAGCGUUGCGGCUGGUGUUCCUGGCGCCCUUCUGCAUAUUCGUCGCGCUGCGCUUGUGGGAUAACGCUGCGGAAAGCGAAGAAAGUUGCCCAGGCGUUGUGAGCCCGAAGGUUGUGGCGAGUGUACCACUGGAAAGCGUCGCGGAAGGCAUCGUUCCGUAA